Messenger RNA from Macrosiphum euphorbiae (potato aphid), 306 nucleotides. The record is from the annotation of a GenBank genome assembly. NCBI's taxonomy places the organism in Eukaryota, Metazoa, Arthropoda, Insecta, Hemiptera, Aphididae.
AUGUCUAUUACAAUGAAAUUCGUAUUUGUAUUUGUUAUUGGUUGUACUGUCCUUAAUUUAAUUGAAUGCAACCCAGUAGAGUUAGUGUCUCUAACAAAUAAAAGAGAUGACUCUGGUCAAUUCUUAUCACGAUAUAAGUUGGAUGAUGGUACUGGAGAAGAGAAGAUGGGUAAACUAUUGUCAAACAACAAUGGAGAGGAUGCUAUUCUCGUUCAACGAGGUUCAUAUACUACAAAUGUCGAUGGGCGACUUAUUACAUACAAUUGGAUAGCUGACACAAGAGGUUUCAGGAUAUCAAAAGCCUAA